Molecule: messenger RNA, 834 nt
Organism: Cydia fagiglandana
Lineage: Eukaryota; Metazoa; Arthropoda; Insecta; Lepidoptera; Tortricidae
Exons: 1
Coding region: 4-744 (246 amino acids)
Source: RefSeq, a predicted model, not a curated record
AAAAUGUUCAAGGGAUAUGUUGUACUCGCACUGGCUUUUGCCUCAGCCAGGGGACAUUUAGCGUGGCCCGGAGGCGAUUUUCAAGCAGUGCAGGGGCUCUACAUUAAGCCCUCCGGCGAUGGCACUACUGGAGACCUCUACGUAGCAGCCACGGAAGAUAAUGGAGUCAGCUCUCAGUGGUUAACCGACCAGCCAGUCAACUUCCUGGCAGCUGGAUCACAUCCUCAGCCUACCGCUCAUCCUUUAUUUUCAGCACUAUCUAGUAACGCUCUACCACUUGAGGAAUCCACUAGUACUCAAAAGCGCGCCGCUAUAACAGGCGCAGCUGCAAAAUACGCCUACGGUCUACCUGCUGAUGGUUACUCAUCAUACAGCUAUGCCGGUAUUCAGUCUCCUAAGUCUGAAGGAGUUCCGGCGACUGCUACCAAGCCAGAGGCCUCUGCGAUUGCCUCGGGUUCUGCUGUGCCUCAAUAUCCUUACAAUUACUUGUACCCUCAUAUGGUGCAUGCUGCCUACUCUAGCGCUUUAAAGGUCCUAAAAGAUGCUGGUGUGGGUAGCGAGGAUGCUAACAACAAUGCGGUUGCUCCGUACCCGACCUCCUAUUGGCCUGCUUCAUAUUACCCCAUGCAAUACAUAAUGAUGGACCCCACUGCUUGGGCUAAAAAGCACGCAGCAGCUUUAACAACCACAACUGCUGCAACUCCAGUAGACUCGUCAGAUGAAGAAAAUACAAAGCCUGAAUGAAAUCAUUAACAUAGCAUAGUUUAAUAAUUUAUUGACAUUUACUUUAAUAAUUUAUUGUUUCUCUAUAAUUUGAAUAAAAGACGAAAAUAU